AAAACGCUGCGUUUGUUGUCCGUCAAGGAGACGACGCUAAUAAUAGUCGUGGCUUCGUGAAGUGAACAUUAAAACCGUUUCUGAUGGCGUUUGGGCCAUCUGUGGCCUCCUUAAGCGAAGAGCAGCGAUCGGCACAAUAAUGGCUGAAAUGAUGAGUGAGUUAUUUUUAACACAGUCUGUUACAUCUCAACCAGCCAGGAACUAAACAGACCCACAGGAGUCCAUUUAUAGCAAGAACAAGGUCAAACCAAGGACUCUGCAAGGACUCCAUACAUCACGUAAAUACAGGGUAUAAACAUGUAUAUUAAAUGAGGAAUAUUUUUCCAAAGGUAAGAUUUUAUUUAUUUUUUUAUUUUUUUAUUUAAUUGAAAUUCAAAUACUAGGUACGAGAUAAGGUCGCUUACAACUUUCCUCAUUUUUAUGAUGGCAGGUCAUAAUGGGACAGUAUUAGCAUGCGUGGCGUGUGUUUCUCAGCUAUGCAAAUGUGUGCGUGUGAGAGAAGGCUGGCAGCUUGUUCACCUGCGCCAUGUCAUGCACCCUAGAUCAGAGUCAGAUGCCUGAAAUGUCAUUAUCAGCUGAAGCGUGCACCUGGGUUAUUAUCUGAAAGGUCGAUGCUACAGCUAAAUGAGAUGCACUGAGUGUUUGUCAAUAUAUCCGUGAGUGUGUGUGUGUGUGGGGGGGGGGGGGUCUAGAUGAGGGUCAGGGCCCAUGAAGGGGCCGACUGCAGGUAUCAUGAAUAUUUUAAUAUUUUAGCCUCGUCUCAUAUUGCCCUCUGUGAAGCGCUCAACCGCCUGCCACUGAAGAUGGGGAGAAAGGAAGAGGAGAAAAGAUGGAAAGUGACCGUUAAAUAGGAUGAAGGAGAAAGCCGGGAUUAGAAGGUAAAGCUCCCAAUUUCUUCCUGCUAGGAAAAAGAAAGGGGCAAAGUCCCUGUGCUGCUACCGCCACUAUCACAAAGAGAUUAGAGGGUGAGAUAAAAGGGAGACGCCGUGGAAGCUAUAGUGCUGACGAGGGAGAGAAAAAUAGAGAGGGCCUGUGCUGCACACAGCGCCAUUAGUGAAGCUACUUAGUGUGGGACGCAGUAACAGAUGAGUAGAGCAGCAUAAGAUCUUAGAAGAUGCAGAGGUGGAUGCUUAAAAGGCCAACAGCGUCUGCAGUGAACGUACGGCAGUGUGUGUGUGUGUGUGUGUGUGUGUGUGUGUGUGUGUGUGUGUGUGUGUGUGUGUGUGUGUGUGUGUGUGUGUGUGUUUGUGUGUGUGUGUGUGUGUGUGUGAAGGAAUGUGCAGGUGGGUCAAAGCCUCCAUUACAGCUUCCUGUCUCGGCCCUAAUGGGCCCGUCUGGUGCGGGUACUGGUCAGAGCAUUAACCUUUGAAAGAUGCCACCGUGAAAGUCCAGGGAGCACGCGAUUAGGCUUGGUUUGAGUAGCUGCGUGCUAAUAAGCUAAGUAACAACGACGCGACGCGUCUGCUCUGAGGCCUCCAGGUCUGUGAUGCCGCAGCAACGUCUGCCCUCCAUCGCUUCGUACACCAGCAAGACCCGAGUCAAAGCAGCUCCAGCACACCGGCAGAAAGGCGCCCGGCGGCAGGCCUCCUCCUCCUCCUCCUCCUCCUCCUCCCACCCCCCUCUGGGGCCCGGCUCCAUCCUCUCAGACAGCGCCAUGACGCCCUGGGGAGGCCUGCCUCUGUCGGAGGCCUCGUUCGCGUCCAUCGCCGCGCCGCCUCCCCCGCCGCCCCCGCCCCCACCUCCUCCCGCCCCCCAGCCCACGCCGGCCACCCCGCGUUGCGGAGGGCCGAUCGAAGAGGAGCCCUCGGGGUCACGUUUCAGCUCUGGGGUUCCGUCUCCCCCUCUGACAGUCUAUCAGAACAGAGCAGGUACAGUGUAACGGAGCGGCCGACAGCUUAAUUAUUCAUCCACUAAAAAAAGUCACCUGCUUCACCCGGUUCCG
This is a messenger RNA of Betta splendens (Siamese fighting fish), 1942 nucleotides long. RefSeq lists its product as uncharacterized. The record is from RefSeq and is a predicted model, not a curated record. The coding region runs from base 1487 to 1879 and encodes 130 amino acids. Lineage: Eukaryota; Metazoa; Chordata; Actinopteri; Anabantiformes; Osphronemidae. The transcript has 2 exons.